Molecule: messenger RNA, 1023 nt
Organism: Cryptomeria japonica (Japanese cedar)
Lineage: Eukaryota; Viridiplantae; Streptophyta; Pinopsida; Cupressales; Cupressaceae
Product: disease resistance protein L6-like
Exons: 3
Coding region: 1-1023 (340 amino acids)
Biological process (GO): defense response
Molecular function (GO): ADP binding
Source: RefSeq, a predicted model, not a curated record
AUGUGGAAAUCCAAAGCGCUUAUCAUUCCCCUCUUUUAUCACAUCCAGCCGUUCCAGUUUCGAAUAGCAGAGAGUGAAAGCCAAGGAAGCAGAUAUGGAGAAGCAUUGCGGGAACACUAUUCUAAAGGCCGAUAUCCGCAAGAAGCCAUGGAGGAUUGGAAACGGGCGUUGUGUCAUGUUUCCAGUCUUCCCGGGUGGAUGCUCGACUCCAGAUCAUGUUCUGAAGGAGAGCUGGUAAAACGCGUAGUCUGCGACAUUAUCAGCACAUUGGAUAAAAUCCCCUUACACAACGUUGCAAAGCAUCCCGUCCAGCUUGACAACAAGAUACAAGAGGUCUCACGCUUGCUGAAUCUACAAAACCAAGCCGAUGUGGUCACAGUCGGUAUUUGGGGAAUGGGUGGAUGUGGUAAAACAACCAUUGCAAAGGCCGUGUUCAACCAUAUCGUUCAAUGUUUCGAUUCUUGGUCUUUUCUCUCCGACGUUCGGAAUAUGUCCCAGAAGCAAUUUCAAGAGCAGAUCAUCAGAGACACAAAUAUGACAUGUGCAGAGAUUUCGGCAUCGCAGCGAGCCCUGGUGGUUUUAGAUAAUAUUGAUGAUAGCAAGCAGGAGAAACAGAUUUUUGUGGACAUCGCUUGCAUUUUCAGUGGUAAAAAGGUAAAGGAGGGCAUCCGCUAUUGGAAAAGAUUCAACUGGGAUGUGCAUACGGCCAUCACAAAUCUUGAGCUUAAAUCGCUUAUAGUCAUAGGCGAUGAUGAUGUAUUAACGAUGCACAGCCUUCUCAGAGAUAUGGGAAAAGCGAUUAGAAAAGAAGAUGAGACCGCACGUUUAUGUUUCAACCGUGUGCCUGUGUUGAUUUCUCGGUACAAAUCGAGCAGCAAAUUGCGUACUAAUAAAAGCGCAACAGUGGUGGAAAGCACAAUUCCAGGUGCGAGAAAUGUGCAGGAAGAGAAGCGAUUAAUGGAUGCCGCUGAUUUGUUAUACAGAUACGGAACUUCACCCAACUUAGCUUUGAAUCUAUUGUAG